AUGUCCCUGGUCAGUCCCUUCAGGGACCGUCAACACAAUUGGGCUCUCGUUACUCUCUGGGCCGCCGCAGCGGUCUCCGUUCCCUACUUCACACUCCAAUUCAUCCGAAGUCGACGGCAGCAAUCCAAGACGGGUGAUGAUAAUAUUACUACUGCUGAUGCUAAUAAUAAUAACAAUGAUAAAUCGGCUUCAAUUCCGUCGCUACCUCUCCUGCUGGCUGCGCGGAGCCACGCGCAGAAAGAUGCCCGCAAAAUCGCGAUUGUGGACACUGCCAAGGGUGAAAGCUUCACUUACGCCCAACUCCUAGUGGACGUCUCGUCCCUCAAGAAGCAGGUUCUAGAGUCCCUGGAGCUGGUGUUGACGGGGGAUUUGGAGGAGCGACGCAUUGCGUUUUUGACACCGGCUGGAUACGACUAUGUCGUCUGCCAAUGGGCUGUAUGGGCUGCUGGCGGAGAAAUCAUAUACACCAUUACAGACUCAGACCCGUCAUUGAUCAUCCUCCAUCCCUCGUUUAACUAUAUGAAAGCCGCAAUCCAAGAAACGUGCCCCGAUAUCCCUUUUUUCAACCUUACCCCGUUUGUCGCGAGGAGCACAGAAUCUCGAACGUCCUUACCCCCGUUCCACGCCUCCCUCCCCCAAUCCAGACGCGCAUUGAUGAUAUACACCUCCGGAACAACCUCAAAUCCCAAAGGCUGCGUGACAACCCACAAGAACAUAAUAUUUCAAUCAGAAUGCCUAGUCAAAGCAUGGAAAUACACCCCGACCGACCACCUCAUCCAUAUCCUACCCUUACAUCACGUACAUGGGAUCAUAAACGGGCUCACAGCCACCCUCCUCGCCGGCGCGACGGUGGAAAUGCACCCCAAAUUCGACCCCGCCGUCGUCUGGCAGCGGUGGUGCGAUAAGGGAUCGUCGACGAUGUUCUUCGCCGUCCCAACCGUAUACUCGCGCCUCGUGGAUUACUUCGAUGCGCACAUCCGAUCCACGGAGCUGGAGCUGGAUGCGCGUCAGGGCGCGCAGGCGCUGCGACUCGCCGUCAGCGGCUCCGCGGCCCUGCCCACGCCCAUCAAGACGAAGUUUGCGGAGAUCACGGGCCAGGUGCUACUGGAGCGGUAUGGCAUGACGGAGAUCGGGAUGGGGAUUAGCUGUGGGUUAGAUGUUGAGACGAGGAUUGAUGGUAGUGUCGGGUGGCCGUUAUCGGGUGUGCAGGUUCGGCUUACCGAUAGGGAAACUGGGGAGGUAGUUGGUGCGGCGACGGGGGCGGAGGAGGAAGAAGCGGGAAUGAUUGAGGUGAAGGGCGAUAACGUGUUUUUGGAAUACUGGCGACGGCCGGAAGCCACCGCGAAGGAAUUUACGGCCGACGGGUGGUUCAAGACCGGCGAUGUUGCGAAACGGGAUUCGAACGGGGCGUAUUACAUCCAGGGGCGGGCGUCGGUUGAUCUGAUCAAGUCUGGUGGGUACAAGAUUUCUGCGCUGGAGGUGGAGCGGAAGAUGUUGGCGUUGGAGGAGAUUCAGGAGGUUGUGGUUGUGGGGCUUGCGGACGAGGAAUGGGGGCAGAGGGUUGCGGCUGUUGUUAAGCAGCGGGAGGGGACUCCAACGCUUGAACUAAACCCGCUGCGUACUCGACUGAAAGAAGAGAUGGCCCCGUACAAGAUACCGACUGUGCUGAAACUUGUGGAUAGUAUCGAGCGGAACGCGAUGGGGAAGGUGAACAAGAAGGAUAUCAUCAAGACCUACUGGCCGGAUAAAGCAUGA
This is a messenger RNA of Blastomyces dermatitidis ER-3, 1755 nucleotides long. Its product is annotated as peroxisomal AMP binding enzyme. The transcript is spliced from 3 exons. Gene Ontology annotation, biological process: fatty acid metabolic process. Bases 1 to 1755 code for a protein of 584 amino acids. Gene Ontology annotation, molecular function: medium-chain fatty acid-CoA ligase activity. NCBI's taxonomy places the organism in Eukaryota, Fungi, Ascomycota, Eurotiomycetes, Onygenales, Ajellomycetaceae. The record is from RefSeq and is a predicted model, not a curated record.